Mus musculus (house mouse) is the source of this 3360-nucleotide messenger RNA. RefSeq names its product mitogen-activated protein kinase 7 (gene Mapk7). Gene Ontology annotation, cellular component: PML body; cytosol; cytoplasm. Gene Ontology annotation, molecular function: MAP kinase activity; ATP binding; protein serine/threonine kinase activity. The record is from RefSeq and is a predicted model, not a curated record. Lineage: Eukaryota; Metazoa; Chordata; Mammalia; Rodentia; Muridae. The coding region runs from base 845 to 3055 and encodes 736 amino acids. Gene Ontology annotation, biological process: negative regulation of extrinsic apoptotic signaling pathway in absence of ligand; cellular response to laminar fluid shear stress; positive regulation of transcription by RNA polymerase II. The transcript has 6 exons.
GAUUGGCUGGGAGCUGGAGGAGCGUGGUCCCGGGGCGGCCGGUGGGGUGGUCUGCUUCGGCGCACGCGAGGCUUUGGUGGUGGCCGCGGUUCUUGUUAAGUGAGCGAGCCCGGGGGAACACUCAUCACUGGGUUGGCAAGACUCAGGAAUCCCAAAUUCCCGAGGAGGCGUGGCGGCGGGGUGCCGGCCGGUCGGUGAGUGCGAUCCCGGGAGUCCCAGCGCCCCGCCCCUCCCUUUCUUCCGGGGCCGCGCCGCGCCCCCCUGGAUCCUGGGCCGUGGGGUUCUCUGUGCCAGCGGUCCCCUCUCGCCUGCUGCACAGGUCCUGCCUCCAAACCCACAGAGGCGGAACUGAGAGGCCCUCAGGACGAUCUUCUCAUCAGCGCUUCGUACAGACCAUGGCCGAACCGCUGAAGGAGGAGGACGGCGAAGAUGGCUCUGGGGAGCCCCCUGGGAGGGUGAAGGCAGAACCCGUUCACACCGCUGCCUCUGUGGUGGCCAAGAACCUGGCCCUGCUCAAAGCCCGCUCCUUCGACGUGACCUUUGACGUGGGGGACGAGUACGAGAUCAUCGAGACCAUAGGCAAUGGGGCCUACGGGGUGGUGUCUUCGGCGCGCCGCCGCCUCACGGGUGAGCUGGCUUCCUGAGGCUCAGCAUGUGUGGACUGCUUUCCAGAGGCGGUGAGGAACCCGCACGGUCCCAGGAGGAUCAGCUGCGCCGGGGAUUCUGGUUCCACUCACGCUUACGGACUAGGGCCCUGCACACAGUAGGUACUUACUGCUAUCUGGGCUCCAGAAGAGCAGUGCUGGAAGGGACCUGCAGCUAACUUGAAGGUACUCUCUGGUAUAUGCCCUUUUCCUGCUCCCCAGGCCAGCAGGUGGCCAUCAAGAAGAUACCUAAUGCUUUUGAUGUGGUGACCAAUGCCAAACGGACCCUCAGGGAGCUGAAGAUCCUCAAACACUUCAAACACGACAAUAUCAUCGCCAUCAAGGACAUCCUGAAGCCUACUGUGCCCUAUGGAGAAUUCAGAUCUGUCUAUGUGGUACUGGACCUCAUGGAGAGCGACCUACACCAGAUCAUUCACUCUUCACAGCCGCUCACCCUGGAACAUGUGAGAUACUUCCUGUACCAGCUGCUUCGGGGCCUCAAAUACAUGCACUCUGCUCAGGUCAUCCACCGUGAUCUUAAACCCUCUAACCUUCUGGUCAAUGAGAACUGUGAGCUCAAGAUCGGUGACUUUGGAAUGGCCCGUGGCCUCUGUACUUCCCCUGCCGAGCACCAGUACUUCAUGACUGAGUAUGUGGCUACUCGCUGGUACCGUGCCCCGGAGCUCAUGCUUUCCCUGCACGAGUAUACGCAGGCAAUCGACCUCUGGUCUGUGGGCUGCAUCUUUGGUGAGAUGCUGGCUCGGCGCCAGCUCUUCCCAGGCAAAAACUACGUGCACCAGUUACAGCUGAUCAUGAUGGUGUUGGGAACUCCGUCACCAGCUGUGAUUCAGGCUGUGGGGGCUGAAAGGGUGCGAGCCUAUAUCCAGAGCCUGCCACCAAGGCAACCUGUGCCUUGGGAGACAGUAUACCCAGGUGCUGACCGCCAGGCCCUCUCCCUGCUGGGACGCAUGUUGCGAUUUGAACCCAGUGCCCGAAUCUCAGCUGCUGCUGCCCUUCGCCACCCCUUCCUGGCUAAGUACCAUGACCCUGAUGAUGAGCCUGAUUGCGCCCCACCUUUUGACUUUGCUUUUGACCGUGAAGCCCUUACCAGGGAGCGCAUUAAGGAGGCCAUUGUGGCUGAGAUUGAGGACUUCCAUGCACGACGGGAGGGCAUCCGCCAACAAAUCCGCUUCCAGCCUUCUCUGCAGCCUGUGGCUAGUGAGCCUGUGUGUCCAGAUGUUGAGAUGCCCAGUCCCUGGGCUCCAAGUGGAGACUGUGCCAUGGAGUCGCCUCCUCCAGCACUGCCACCAUGCUCUGAUCCUGCACCUGACACCGUUGAUCUGACUCUGCAGCCUGCCCCGCCGGCCAGUGAGCUUGCUCCACCAAAAAGAGAGGGUGCCAUCUCCGACAAUACCAAAGCAGCCCUCAAAGCUGCCCUGCUCAAGUCCCUAAGGAGCAGGCUCAGAGAUGGGCCCAGUGCACCCUUGGAGGCGCCUGAGCCUCGAAAGCCCGUGACAGCUCAGGAACGCCAGCGAGAACGAGAAGAGAAGCGCAGGAGGCGACAAGAGAGAGCCAAGGAGCGGGAGAAGCGACGACAAGAGAGAGAACGCAAGGAGAGGGGGGCUGGUACCUUGGGGGGCCCCUCUACUGACCCUCUGGCUGGACUGGUGCUCAGUGACAAUGACCGAAGCCUGCUAGAGCGGUGGACUCGCAUGGCUAGGCCUCCUGCCCCUGCCCCUGCCCCAGCGCCAGCACCAGCGCCAGCACCGUCCUCUGCCCAGCCCACUAGUACUCCUACUGGCCCCGUAUCUCAGUCUACUGGUCCUCUACAGCCUGCAGGCUCUAUUCCGGGUCCUGCCUCCCAGCCUGUUUGCCCACCCCCUGGCCCUGUUCCCCAGCCUGCUGGCCCUAUCCCUGCUCCGCUCCAGACUGCCCCUUCCACUAGCCUUUUGGCCUCCCAGUCACUUGUGCCACCUAGUGGGUUGCCUGGUUCUGGUGCCCCAGAAGUUCUGCCUUACUUCCCAUCUGGCCCACCACCUCCAGAUCCUGGGCUCACCCCUCAGCCUUCUACAUCAGAGUCACCUGAUGUCAACCUGGUGACUCAGCAGCUGUCCAAGUCUCAGGUGGAGGACCCCCUGCCUCCUGUGUUCUCUGGCACUCCAAAGGGCAGUGGGGCUGGCUACGGAGUUGGCUUUGAUCUGGAGGAAUUCUUAAAUCAAUCUUUUGAUAUGGGUGUGGCUGAUGGGCCACAGGAUGGCCAGGCAGACUCAGCCUCACUCUCAGCCUCUCUCCUUGCUGACUGGCUUGAGGGCCAUGGCAUGAACCCUGCUGACAUUGAGUCUCUGCAGCGUGAGAUCCAGAUGGACUCCCCAAUGCUGCUGUCUGACCUGCCUGACCUCCAAGAGCCCUGAAACCCACAGCUUGUGCCUUGCUGCCAGGAUAGACCCAGCAUCAAGGUCCAGGGGUGCGAUCCAAAGGGCUGCACCCUGGGCCUGGCAGGUGAGGCUUGGCUUGAGUUACUCUGCAGGUUCAUCUCAGACCCACCUUUCAGCCUUAAGCAGCCACCUGAGCCACCACCGAGCCAUAACAGGACCAGGAGACUCUACUCCUCCCUGAGCAGUCUUCUCCAGUAUUGUAUUUUUUAUUAUUGUUGUAAUAUGCAUUUGUUUUGCCAUCAAAAUGAGGCCUGUGAAAUACAAGGUUUUCUUUAACCUGA